Molecule: messenger RNA, 1330 nt
Organism: Entamoeba histolytica HM-1:IMSS
Lineage: Eukaryota; Evosea; Mastigamoebida; Endamoebidae
Exons: 1
Coding region: 197-1102 (301 amino acids)
Cellular component (GO): Z disc; nucleus
Molecular function (GO): transcription coregulator activity
Source: RefSeq, a predicted model, not a curated record
AAAUAAUUUCCUAUUCAAAUUUAAAUAAAAUAACUAUACAUUAAUGCCAUGCCUUAGAGAAAAGGAUCUAAUAAAUAAAAGGAAAAGUCAAAAUAAAAAGAUUAAAAUAAAUAGACUUGGAGUUUAUUUUUGCAAAAAGGAGGUUUUAGAUUUCAAUCUCAUCUUGAUAUCACUUAAUCCAUUUUAGCUACAAGCCAUGCCAUUAAUGAAAAUUAAAGUAAAAUACGGCACUGCCAAUAAAAUUGUCAACAUAGAACGUACUUUACCUAAUUUAUAUGAAGUGUUCAUCAAAGAAAUUGAACAAAAAUAUUCAGGUGCUAAGUUCCAAAUAAUAUACAAAGGUGAUGGUACUUCUUUUAAAAUAGUUGAUACCAAAUCUCUUACUGAUGCUAUUGAACAUUGUAUUGAACACAAACAACCAUUUUUACAACUUGAAGGUCAAGAUGAAGUAAAAGAAACUCCAAAGCCAGCCGCUCAACCACAAAAGGAGGUUGCAAAACCAACAACAUCAACUCCAGCAAAACAACCAACUACACCAGCUAAAACACCAGCUACUGUUGCUCCCUCUACUCCAAGUAAAACAGAACCUACUCCAGCUUCCCCAUCAAAACCAAAAUUCUGUACCAACUGUGGUGCUAAAUUAAGUGGAGGUAAAUUCUGUUCUGAGUGUGGUGCUCCAACUGGUGAAAGUGCAGCCUCACAUGAACCAACUACUCAACAUAGACCAACUACACCACCACCAUCAGCACUUGACGAAGACAUUAUUAAAUGUGGAAAAUGUGGUAAGCCAGUUGAAGGAGGAGUUAAGGCUCUUGGAAGAUAUUGGCACACUGAUUGUUUUACUUGUUCUGUUUGUGGAGAGAAAUUUGGUGGUAAUAGAAAAUUAAUGGAACAUGAUGGAAAACCAAUUUGUUCAAUUUGCUAUGAAGAAACAUGUGUCCCAAGAUGCUUCAAAUGCGGUAAGCCACUUGAUGGUAAAUACCUUGUUGUUGAUGACCAUAAUUACCAUCCAAAUUGUUUCGUUUGUACUCGAUGUGGAAAACCAUUUAAUGGUUCUUAUAUGUUAAUUAAUGGUCAACCAGUUUGCAAGAAAUGUGUUUAAUUAACAUUUUACAUUUCUUCGUUUUUAUUUUUAUUUCAAAUAGUAUUUCUUUAUUUUUAAUUAAGUUGGUACAAAAAAUAUCCUACUAUAACUUCACUUAGUGUUAUUGUUUGAAAGAAAAUGAAGAAUAAAUUAAUAUAAAAAAAUGAAUAGAAUAAUAAAGAAACGAAGAACUUUAAAAUAGUUAAAGUAUAUAAGUAUUUAAUAGAUAAUACAGUUAAUUGAGUU